UAUGCAGGAAGUACUGCUGUGUUUUUACACUGGGCACAUUUACAUUUGGGGAAGUUUUUUGUCCUGCUCUAUUAGUUAAACAGUACUUCAGUCACUGCUGGCCCUUUAAGUGUCUGAAAACUAGAACAAGAUGAUGUCUGCUUCCUAGAAAUGCUUCAGUCUGAAUCUUGUGGUCAGAAGAGUCAGAAGAAAAACAUUUUACUACUAUGUUAUUUGGGGAAUAAUGUCCUUUGGGUGACCCAUUUCUGUGUUCUGCCAGCAAUAAAGGAACUUUAACAACAAUAGCUCGAGUGUCAGAGAGAUCAAACAAAAGCAGGUACAGCAAAAACGUAGUAAGACAGAGUUGCAAACUGGCAGUCUGGAAGACUCUGUAUGAAUGUUCAUGGACACUGAUUUUUAAUUUACUUACAACAUGGCACUCCGGUCAAUCAUUUCCUCAGGAUGCCACUCUUACAAGCAAACCAUCUGGUUGUUUACUUUGCCUUUUUUGUUCAUUGAAACUGAAACUCUGCAAAGAAAUAGUACAGAGCAAAGAGUUCUGGAUCUUAUGAAGAGGGUCCCUUUGAUAGAUGGCCACAAUGAUCUUGCAUUGGAAUUAAGAAAACAGUACAGCAACAACCUGAGUAAAAUUAACUUAACAAACUUGAAAGGGACAAAAACAAAUAUUGAAAAACUGCAACGUGGGCAUGUUGGCGCUCAGUUCUUCUCUGCGUAUGUUCUAUGCUCUGCGCAGGAUAAAGAUGCAGUUCGUCUCACACUGGAACAGAUUGAUGUUAUUAAACGCAUGUGUAAUAUCUAUGAAGAAUUCGAAUUUGUUACAUCUUCAAAAGGCAUUAAAGAGUCAAAGAAGAUAGCUUGCUUGAUUGGUAUCGAAGGUGGACAUUCCAUUGACAGCAGCCUGGCAGCUUUGAGGAUGUUUUAUCACCUUGGAGUGCGAUACAUGACUUUAACUCAUGUGUGCAACACGCCAUGGGCAGAAACGUCAUCUGACAAGUACAGUAAGACUUACCAGCGAAAUGUCAGCCUUACAAGAUUUGGAGAGGAUGUUGUAAAAGAGAUGAAUCGCCUGGGAAUGAUGAUAGACCUGUCACACACCUCAGUGUCUACUGCAGAUGCUGUUCUUAACAUCUCUAAAGCUCCAGUGAUUUUUAGUCACUCGUGUGCGUCUGCUAUUUGCAACAUAAGCAGAAACAUCCCAGAUCAUACACUGAUGGAACUGAAAAAGAAAAAAGGCAUUGUAAUGGUGACCUUACCUACAGCGAUGAUUUCUUGCAGUGGCCCUGCUAAUAUCUCUUCCGUUGCAGAUCAUUUUGACCAUAUAAAGAAGAUCGCAGGUUAUGAAGCAAUAGGAAUUGGAGGAGACUAUGAUGGAUCGAACAGUUUUCCUGAUGGUCUGGAAGAUGUUUCCAAAUACCCAGCUUUAAUUCAAGAACUCAUGAACCGAAACUGGACUGAUGUGGAACUUGAAGCAGUUUUGCGGAACAAUAUACUCCGCGUUUUUAAAGAUGUGGAAGAUGUCAGAGAUAAUCUUACAUCAUAUCCACCAAGCAAUGCUGAAAUUCCAGGAAAAGAAGUUCAGAACCAGUGUCGACUAGAUCUCCAUAGUAUUAAAUCACCAGCUCAAUCCCUCACAGAACGGCAGACCUCAGUACAGAAUGCAGUCUUCAGAAAAGAAGCUACAAUAGCCAUCACAUUUAGCUGUGUCAUGUGUUGGAUGCAUUUCUGGUAGCCUUGCCUAGUACUUGCAAUGGUUUCUGUUGUGACUCAGUUAAAGACAUGGACUCAGGAGCAGCCAUUUUGUAUUGAUGACAAAGUGGAGAUAUUAGAAAUUACAAAAAAAUGGAAUUUGUAUGCUGUCAUUAUUCAUAUUAUGUAUCUAGUGAACACUGAGAGGUAUUUUGCUGACUAUAGAAUGUACAGCAAGGUGACGUCUCAGAAUAUUGAGUAGGAAUGAGGAAGGAGGUUUGUUCAGGCUGGAGAUAUAGUGAGAGUUACAGGUGGUGCUAAGAUUUGACAUAUCACCUUGCUGUGCAUUCUAUAGUCUUAUUUUAACACUGCAGAAAUCUUCAAAUAUAAAUUAUUUUAAAACUAUAAUGCUGCAAUAUUCACAAUGUGUUUAAACAGAUUAUUGAUUUAGCAGGAGUGCUGAAGUGUUAAUAAUAGAAAUAUGUAUUUUUUUCCUGAUGUGAUACGGGUAAUGACAUUUUGUACUCCUGAGGCUAAUUGAAGCUGUUGCAGUUUUUAAUGCUCAAAAAUCACCGUGGAUCCAAUUCUAGCUUUUGCUUUAUUCACUGAUGUAUUGGAACAACCAAUCCUAAGCUUGACGUUUGUGGGGAGGGAUAUGCGCCUCAUCAUUUAAGAGUUUAAGUUGCUUCCAGGAGUGUAGAGAUUUAUCCUGGCAUUCAUAUCUGACCCGUGAAGUCAGGUGUGCCCCUUCUUUUGUAAAUUGUUGGAUCUUGAAUGCUUACCUUUAUUUUGGAGGUCUUCUUCCACACACUACUACAGAUAAAUCAGUAACAUGUGAGCCCCUCUUAAAUUUAUAUGGUAUGCUAAACUUUCCCCUUCUCUAUCUGAUCUAUUAUUAUACAAAGCUGAUUUGCCUUGUUCAAGCCACAACCAAAUAUUACUUUGCCAUUUCUUGGGGUAGAGCCACUCAGCUGCUUUAUGAAUAUGUGCAUUAGCCUUUCUUAAUGAUAAUAACCGACCUCUGGCCAAUUCUCACCCAACACCGAAUUUCUUCUUUCAUCUCACUGAAGCCACUAAUAACCUAUUAGCAAAUGCUUACUGUUUCAUCUUUCAAAUUGUUUUUUGCACCAGUAUCAUUUCUAGGUAUUUUGUCAUCUUUUGAGUUCAGUCCAGCUGAUAUUAUACCCCAAGUACCCUUUAAUUUGAAUUCUUUGUCCUCCAUAAACACUCUUGUUUAUGUUACACAUGUAUUCCCUAUACCAUUGUUGCCUCACUAUCUCUGUUUUCCCUUUCUUUCCAUCAGUUUCCUUUGCUUUUACUUCUUGCAAUGUGUGCCUGACUCCCUUUAGACAAUGCUCCCUGCUUACUGCUGCUUUUCCACAUGAAUCAUGCUAUUCCUCUGUUAUUAUUUCAAGCAUCACAUUUCAAGUUCUGAGUUUUCUUUUAAAGCAACCAAGUAAUAAAUGUAUAACUAUCCAUAUCUGUAUAAUCUCUGAACUGCUUGAGAGUAUUUCACACUUUAUGUAAGUUGUGUAACAUGGUUAGUGUUACAUGUGUGUGUGCUGUUGGCUACCUGUGUAUUUUGUACUGAUAGGCAAAAACAUAAGAAAAACAGCAAUACAACCAUCUCAAAAUCCUUUAAUAAAAUCAAAUAAAACACAAAGCUUUCAAGUCUCACAGGAUUCUUCCUCAGUGUAAAAAAGGAGCAACUGCUACAAUCCCAUCAAUAUAUGUUGUUGUUUUUCUUUUGGCUUUUCCCGGUUAGGGGUCGCCGCAGUAGAACCCUGGUCUGCUAAUGA
Messenger RNA from Protopterus annectens (West African lungfish), 3485 nucleotides. Its product is annotated as dipeptidase 2-like. The transcript has 11 exons. Gene Ontology annotation, molecular function: metallodipeptidase activity. Gene Ontology annotation, biological process: proteolysis. Bases 413 to 1729 code for a protein of 438 amino acids. NCBI's taxonomy places the organism in Eukaryota, Metazoa, Chordata, Ceratodontiformes, Protopteridae. The record is from RefSeq and is a predicted model, not a curated record.